This is a messenger RNA of Argiope bruennichi, 1713 nucleotides long. RefSeq names its product alanine aminotransferase 2-like. NCBI's taxonomy places the organism in Eukaryota, Metazoa, Arthropoda, Arachnida, Araneae, Araneidae. The record is from RefSeq and is a predicted model, not a curated record. The transcript is spliced from 13 exons. Gene Ontology annotation, molecular function: L-alanine:2-oxoglutarate transaminase activity; pyridoxal phosphate binding. The coding region runs from base 41 to 1480 and encodes 479 amino acids. Gene Ontology annotation, biological process: biosynthetic process.
AUUUCAUUUCAUUCAUGGGGAAGAUUUGAGGUCGUACGGAAUGGCAAAGAAGCUACUUACUGUCGACACCGUAAACCCCCACGUCAGAAACAUGCAGGACGUGGAAAUGUCACACACAGUUAGAAGAGCCAGAGAAAUUGAGAGAGAACUCAGAAAGGGAGUCAUGAAACCAUUUACGGAAGUCAUUCGAGCUGACAUGAAUGACAUUCAAGCCAUGGGGCAGAAACCAAUUACUUUCAUCAGACAGGUUCUCACUACAUGCACAUAUCCUUUAUUACUGAAUGAUCCUUCCAUUCCCAGUGACGUGAAAAUGCGAGCCAAUCAGAUUCUUGAUGAAUGCGGAGGACGUAGUGCAGGUUCUUAUACAUAUAGUGAAGGCAUCGACUUGAUCAGACUCCACGUGGCACAAUACAUCGAGAAAAGAGAUGGAUUUCCUGCAGAAAAAGAUGAUGUCUAUCUGUCCUCCGGUUCCAUCGAGGCCUUGCGGAGUAUCCUGAACGUCCUAAACCUGCCGCAGAAUCAAAUUCCAAUCGGAAUUCUGGCGCCCGUUCCUAGAGAUCCAACUUUCACAGCACUCUUAGAUGAGCUUGGUAUUGUUCAGAUAAAUUAUUAUUUGGAGGAGGAUGAUAACUGGUCAAUAAAUACUAAAGAGCUUGCCGCAGCAUUUGAAGCAGAAAGCAGAUUUUGUAUUCCGAAAGCUAUACUGGUCAUUAAUCCAGGCAAUCCCACAGGUUCCGUUCUAUCUCGUUCAAACAUGGAGGACAUAGUGCUUUUUGCAGCUAGGAGAAAGCUGGUACUUUUGGCUGAUGAGGCCUAUCAGUUUAAUGCCUUUGCCCAAGGUUGUUAUUUUCAGUCUUUUAAGAAAACCAUGAUGCAAAUGGAUCCUCCGUACGAUGCCCUGGAGCUGGUCAGUUUCAUGUCUGGCUCAGCGGGGAUUUUGGGAGAAUGUGGCCUUCGAUGUGGUUGUUAUGAAAUGGUUAAUCUGGGAGAAGACGUCAUCAAAGUUUACAAAAAAUCUAUUUGCAUUAAAAUGUGUUCUACAGUUCUGGGCCAGAUUGCACUGGAUUGCAUGAUUUGCCCUCCCUUGCCAACAGAGCCAUCUUACCAAAAUUUUAUACAGGAAUGGACAGAUAUCAUGCAGUCCUUGAACGAGAAAGCAAUCAUCUUGAUCAACUGCUUGAACGAAAUCAGUGGUUUCGAAUGCAAUCCGCUAACAGCGGCAACUUUCGUUUUUCCCAAAAUCUAUCUCCCGCAGAAGGCGAUUGAUGAAGCUAAAACGAAAGGAGUCAGCCCAGAUACAUUUUACGCUUUAAAUCUCCUCGAAGAAACUGGCAUUUGUUCUCAGCCUGGAGCACUCUAUGGCCAACUACCUGGCACAUAUCAUUUAAGGUUCACAAUUUUACCUUCCAAGGAGAAGAUACUGAAAAUGUCUGAAAUGAUCCGUAGAUUUCAUACCUCCUUCAUUCAAAAAUACAGUUGAAAAAUACUAUCUUAUUUCAAUCAAGACAAAUAUAGGAUGAAAGAUCGUGAGAAAUUUAAGGAGAAAAUUCUUUUGGAACACCCCUGAAGUUCGAAUGAAUAGUGCGUUAUUCAAUAUUCCUGCUGUGCAAAAUGGAACGAUAUGCAUGAUUUUAAAAACUGUAUUGUUCUUUACCACUUCAGUUACCCUAUGUAAAUAAACUUGUAAAUACUGUAAUAAACAAAUUGUUGCCA